GUGCCAGCGCCCCCUGCCUGGCUGGCCAGGCUAGCCCUGCCCUGCCCGCCCUGCCCUGCCCUGCCCAAGCUGUGGGCGAGGCGUUUCCUGGGGUGAGUGGGUGGGAGGUCCCAGCUACUGGGGCUGGGCCUGCCCACCACGAUCCCUCCCAGGCACCUUGGCCCUCUGACCCCCAUUUGCUCACACCUAGUUCUUUUCCAGUAUCUCCUGGCCUUCCUCCCUUUGCUCCCUCCUCUCGUUCCCUUUCCUGCUCCUUGCCGGUGCCCUUUUUCCUUCCCAUCCAUCUUAAGGGAACUGGCCCUGUUCCACCGCGGGACAGGGUGGGGGCACACCCGGGUUUCCCUCAAGUUUAGGGAGAGAUCCCUCUCAGAAGUCUGGAUUCCCUCCAGUCCUCGGGGUCACUGUGUAUCUACCGGUGUUAAGUGGUAGUGAAGGGCGAGAGUAUUGGAGGAGGUGGUUGAAGCAGAUAAGGAGCUGGCAAGCUCACAUGUGUCAGAGAGGAACUGUGUGUGAUAGCACAUGCCUAAGUGCUAGGCCCCACUCCGACAUAGGCCACCAACAAAAGUGUGGCUGAAGGAAGAAAUGAGUGCUGCUCACCCAGAGCUCUGUGUGAAGAAAGGGAGGUGUGGGUGAGAUGUACCCGUGCCUGGUCAAGUAGCCACAGUUAAUGCAGUCCCUGACAGGCAUGAAGUUGAGGAGCCUAGCAUGUCAGAGUCCAGUAGGGGAGGCAAUUUUGGUGGUGUGGUCAGCAUGAUAUGUAUGGGCUGUGUGUGGAUGUGUGCUAGCUCCUGGUACCGUACGCAUAUCUCUAAGGUGGUUGAGAGUCGUAUGAUGAAGGUAUGUAUUUAUUAAUGUGUGAGGUAGAUGGUAGAACUUGAGCCCCAAGGCAGGAGAGUGAUGGAGAGCGAGCACCCAGAGCACUCAGGUUGUUAGGCAAUUGCCUGAUCCCUCUGGGACAAAGUCCUAGGCUUUCCUGGGUCUAGACUAAGUUACUGUAUCCCUGUAAGCUUUCUCUUGACAUUCUUUCCAACUUUAAGGAGGAGGGGGCCUAGCCCAUGAGGCUCCCUCCCAGAGGAGGGAAAGAUUCCUGAGACCUCCCCCACAACCCCCACCAGGUCCUCACAUACCACUGGUGUCCUUACCCUCCCUCCCUGGUAGGGAAGGGUGAUGCCCAUUCUGAAGUAGGACAAACUGAGAAUUCAUGGCUGGUUUGGGAGAGAAUGCUGGGUGUGGAUUUUUGGCAAUUCUUCUGGCUUUGGCCAGAGGUUCUGGCCAGAAGUUUCUGGAGAACCUACAAACGUAGCUUAUCUGGCUGGUCAAAGGUGGUGAGUCUGGGGCCUUACUUGGCUUUCUCAAUUCUGGUGGGUCCUGCUUCUCUAGGCAUUGACCUGUGGCCUGGACCCACCCUCCACCCCAUGCCCAAUGUAGCGGGGGCGGGAGUUGGGCGGGGCUGCUGCAAGAUCUAGUCAGACAGGUGGAGCCGCCAGGGCAGGAGUCUCAAAGAGCCAGGCUCCUGGAGUGGAAGAGAGAGAGAGGCAGAACUUGCCGGUGAAAAGAGGGGAGGAGAGAGGCUGGAGGUGAAACACUGGAAGAAGGCAGAAGGCUGGAGGUACUAGAAAGAACGAGAGGUGACCAUGGAGGUGGGAGUCCCAGCAGGGAACAGAGGGGAGAUGGGAGUCUUGGGACAGGACCAGAGAGACUUUACCUGAGAGAAGGAGACCGUGAGAGGAGUGGCUGAAGGGGAGAAUCUCUGGAAAGAAGAGUGUCUCUCAAAGCAGAGUUAAGACUGCUUGCCAGUACAGAGUCCUUAGCCAGGAUGGAGGCUGUUGUGAACUUGUACCAGGAAUUGAUGAAGUGUGCAGAUCCCCGGAUCCAAAACUAUCCUCUGAUGGGAUCCCCCUUGCUAAUAACAUCCAUCCUUCUGACCUAUGUGUACUUCGUCCUAUCACUUGGGCCUCGAAUCAUGGCUAAUCGGAAGCCUUUCCAACUUCGAGGCUUCAUGAUUGUCUACAAUUUCUCACUGGUGACACUCUCCCUCUACAUUGUCUAUGAGUUCCUCAUGUCUGGCUGGCUGAGUACGUAUACCUGGCGCUGUGACCCUGUAGACUUUUCCAAUAACCCUGAAGCACUUCGGAUGGUUCGAGUGGCCUGGCUCUUCAUGCUUUCCAAGGUCAUUGAACUCAUGGACACAGUGAUAUUUAUUCUCCGGAAGAAGGAUGGGCAAGUGACCUUCCUCCAUGUCUUCCACCACUCGGUGCUUCCCUGGAGCUGGUGGUGGGGGAUAAAGAUUGCUCCAGGAGGAAUGGGCUCUUUCCAUGCCAUGAUAAACUCCUCUGUACACGUCGUCAUGUACCUCUACUACGGAUUGUCUGCCCUGGGCCCUGUGGCUCAGCCCUACCUUUGGUGGAAGAAACACAUGACAGCCAUUCAGCUGAUCCAGUUCGUCCUGGUCUCACUGCACAUCAGCCAAUACUACUUCAUGCCCAGCUGCAACUACCAAUAUCCUAUCAUCAUCCACCUCAUCUGGAUGUACGGCACCAUCUUCUUCAUACUGUUCUCCAACUUCUGGUAUCACUCUUACACCAAGGGGAAGCGGCUGCCCCGUGCAGUUCAGCAAAAUGGAGCUGCAGCGUCCAUGAAGGUCAAGGCCAACUAGCACCAGGGCCUAGAUGGUGCCCACCUAAGUGCCUCGGGACUGCAGCUGGGCAGCACCCACAAGUGUCCUCUCCACCUACACCCAUGACCAGGACUCUUGUGGUCAGGACUGAAUAGGCGGAUUGGCUCUCUUCCCCACAGCUGGUCUACAGGGACCACUGUCCCCAUUCCUUCUCCCAGCCAGUUCCAGGGAUGUGGCCUCAUGCUGUCUGCCACCAGAACUGGAGGCUGGAAAGGGCUGGACACUUACUUCCCACUCCCUGCCUUAAAAACUCGGGAGAACACUCAGGGCUGGCCCGCGCCCGGGCCUUGUGGCCUUUCUCCUCACACUGAAGAGGUCAGCAAUAAUCUGUCACUGUGGACUCAGGCGCCCUUUUCACUCCUCAUGGAAGCAUGAGCUUCUGGGCCAAAGGUCAGGAUGGGCAGGCCACAGGCCUGGCAAUGCAGGCUGUGCACUCAACUGUGUCUUAAUUAAAGUGACAGGAAACCAC
Rattus norvegicus (Norway rat) is the source of this 3146-nucleotide messenger RNA. Lineage: Eukaryota; Metazoa; Chordata; Mammalia; Rodentia; Muridae. The record is from RefSeq and is a predicted model, not a curated record.